Molecule: messenger RNA, 599 nt
Organism: Chironomus riparius
Lineage: Eukaryota; Metazoa; Arthropoda; Insecta; Diptera; Chironomidae
Source: the annotation of a GenBank genome assembly
UCAGUUCUUCAAUUCGUUUCAAAGUUGUAACUUCACAAACCAAUCAAAAUGAAAUUCCUCAUUCUUGCCUUGUGCUUCGCCGCUGCCUCAGCCUUGACUGCUGACCAAAUCAGCACAGUCCAAUCAUCAUUUGCUGGAGUUAAGGGAGAUGCUGUUGGUAUCCUCUAUGCCGUUUUCAAAGCUGAUCCAUCAAUCCAAGCCAAAUUCACACAAUUCGCUGGAAAGGACCUCGACUCAAUCAAGGGAUCAGCUGAUUUCUCAGCUCAUGCCAACAAAAUUGUCGGAUUCUUCUCAAAGAUCAUCGGAGACCUUCCAAACAUUGAUGGAGAUGUCACCACAUUCGUUGCCUCACACACACCCCGUGGAGUUACACAUGAUCAAUUGAACAACUUCCGUGCUGGAUUCGUCAGCUACAUGAAGGCUCACACCGACUUCGCUGGAGCUGAAGCUGCCUGGGGUGCAACUCUUGAUGCUUUCUUCGGAAUGGUCUUCGCCAAGAUGUAAAUCUUUUAAAUAUCAAUGAUAUUUAUUAGUAGUGCCUUAAUUUAUGACAAACAUGGAAAUAAAAAAAAAUAUCGUUUAUGGUUUAAAUUUUUGUU